AUGUCGGAUGAAAUCUCAGACGUUCUCACAAACCUUGCUCUCCCCAGUACAUCCGCAACCCUCACUCUUCGCAUCAUAAAGUCCUUUGAGUAUCGCACCGAGCGCAGUCUCGUGCUGCACAAUAUCAAUCUCGACACGACGACCGUCGGUCAAUUGAAGGAGAUUGCGCGUCAAGCUGUACAGAGAGAGCCUGGUUGGAAGGCGUAUCGGACCCUCGUUCUCGACACUAUCAAAGUCUACGCGAAAGCACAUGGCGCUAAGACCACAAAUUUAAUAAUCAAUCUUGACCACGAUGAGUGGAUUUUGACAGACGAGUCGAAAACUCUUACAGAAUGUGGCUUCGAGAACGAAACUGAAGCAAGUUUGUUCAAUCGCGAAGCUUACGAGACGUUCAAAGCGCAUCCGGAAACAAAGUGGGAAAGCUGA
Messenger RNA from Sparassis crispa, 426 nucleotides. Its product is annotated as UPF0538 protein. The coding region runs from base 1 to 426 and encodes 141 amino acids. NCBI's taxonomy places the organism in Eukaryota, Fungi, Basidiomycota, Agaricomycetes, Polyporales, Sparassidaceae. The record is from RefSeq and is a predicted model, not a curated record. The transcript has 6 exons.